GCCAUCCAGUUCCCCUUGUGGCCUUAGGAGGCGCGCUGUGUCGGGAUGCAUUAACAGAGAUGAUAAGAGUUGGAGAAUCUGAGAUAACAAAGUGUAGAGCUGGAUGAAUACAGCAGGCCAAGCAGCAUCAGAGGAGCAGGAAAGCUGACGUUUCAGGCCCAGACCUUAGGGAUCGAUGCAGGGCCCGAAACGUCAGCUUUUGUGCUCCUCUAAGAUACUGCUUGGCCCCACACUGUUACCUUGGAUUCUCCAGCGUCUGCAGAUCCCAUUAUCUCGGACCGAUGCAGUCCCCCUGGUGGUCGGAGGGGGCGCGCUGUGUCGCGCUGCAGUACCCUGGGCGUCUGUAGGGGGCGCAGUAGGCGGAACAGGAGUGUCGAGGAGCGGAAGUGGCGGGUGUCUGGAGCCGCUCCCAUGGCGACCCGAGCGCUGCAGGAAUGGGCCCGUCUACAGGUGUUGGGAUACCCGGGGGUCGAGGUGACGAACAUGAGCUCGAGCUUCAGGGACGGGCUUGCCUUUUGUGCCAUCAUCCACCGGCACCGCCCUGAGCUGAUAGACUUUGAUUCACUCUCCAAAGAGAAUGUCUAUGAGAACAAUCGCCUGGCAUUUGAAGUGGCUGAACAGGAAUUGGGAAUUCCAGCGCUCUUGGACCCAGAGGAUAUGGUGGCCAUGCGUGUUCCAGACCGUCUCAGCAUUCUGACCUAUGUUUCUCAGCUCUACAACUAUUUCACCAACCAAACCCACGCUGGAGUUCCCCCCUCCAUGAAGAGACCUGCUGGAAUAUCACCAUCAGAACCAUCGAUCAAAAAACCAGUCACCGUGAGCAAACAAGUCCUCUUACCAAAUAGUCACUCCUCAGAGGAAGUUGCUGAGAGGCCUCGCUGGAAUACGCUCAGCAGCACAUGUGCAAUUUGCAGCAAGCACGUUCACUUGGUGCAGAGAUACUUGGUGGAUGGGAAACUAUAUCAUCGCAACUGCUUUAGGUGUAAGGAGUGCUCCAGUACUCUGCUCCCUGGAGCCUAUAAACCUGGCUCAGAUUUGGGCACUUUUGUCUGUACGCACCAUCGAGGGCAAGUCACCGGUCGGCUGCAACGUCCUCUGUCCGUUCUGCAAUCGCAUCAGGGCUCUGGCUCCUUGCCUGCACAGACACUUUCAUCAGCUACCCCACUGUCAUUGCACUAUUCCCUAGGAACCACAGAAGGAUCAGAAGAUGAUAAAGGCAGCCUGUCAUUAGAGCCAAAAGUAAACGAAGAGGAAGGAGUGGAGCCAUCAAGCACCCAAGAGGGCCUUUCCAUUUCAGUUAAGCAGCUUUCUGCAGCCUUUUCAGUCUCCACUGAGAAGAGCCACCCUAGCACUGGCACAGCAUCAGGACUGCUGGAGCUUUCCAACAGUUCUGAUUACAAGGGCACAUCAGAGCCUGAAGUGGAAUCUCACCUAACAAAGGAAGCACGAAGAUCAUCAGACUCUUCUGAUCCCAAAGAACAGGCUGAGCAUGAGAUGGGCGAACAGCUGUUAUCAGGACUGGAGCCAAAACUGCAAGAGUCUCAGAACAAGCAGCAGCAAGCAACAAAUAUGGACAUGGGCAAUGCCACAGAGAAUGUGGUGAACAGCAACACCUCGGGGACUCCAGCCAGAUAUGUCAAUGAAAGCCAGAACACAAACUUCGUUUCAGUAAACAAAACAACGCCUGAUGAGAAGCUGAAGCCUCCGAUUCCUGUCCCAAGGAAAACGAUUGACUCUGUAUCAUCACCCAUAGCAACCCCACAUCCAGUGCCUCGACCACGAAUUAGCUUUGGUGGUGGUGGAACAAGUGAAACAUCUGUCCAAAAACCGGAAGACAGUUUGCUGGUAAAUGGAGGAGUGACUGAGCAAACUGCACCCAUACCAAAGCCACGUGACCGUCCGCAAACCUUUACAGAGAGGAAAGGCGAAGACAACAAACCUAAAGACCAUCCUUGGAUGGCAUUGGUGAAUUCCGAAGUGAAGAGAAGACCCGCGCCCCCCCGGCCCGGAGCACCCACCAACCCCAGCAGCACUCAGCAAGAAACCACAGAAUCUGUUCCCUUAAAUCCGUUUGAAGUGGAUGAGGAGGAGGAAACAAGCAAUGUGUCUGAGAAAGUGCAGAGUGCAGCACCCAUGGAAACAACUCCCAAAUCAAACCAUCCAUGGUAUGGCAUUCAACCAGCCAACAGUCCUAGGAGCAAGAAGCGGCCUGCACCCCCAGCACCAAAUGCAUCCCCUUCAGCCUCUCGUUCGCUCCAGUAUCAGACCCACAAUUCUUUAGUUUCUGAACCAAGUCCAUCCCCUUCCCUGAGCAUGGAGAGUAUUUCUGGGAAUUCUGCAAAGUCUACUCCAGAACUGCAUAGAAAAUGUGAAGCUGAGGCAGCCGAUAGUCCAGCUACAGACAGCAGGAGUCCUGCCACAUCCAAUGGGAGUCCGAUAGCCAGUGAGACCGCCCUGUCAAAUACUGAGAGUCCCACACCAUCCAGUUAUCACCGACCUCCACCGAAGCCUCCCGUCAGCCGUAGCCCGAGGUUACCUGCUCAUCCAUCCCCUGAAACAAACAGGGUAAAACUCUGCAGCACUGACCUUCAGCCAAAGUCUUCAUGCAAAGAAAAUCCAUUUGACAGAAAAUCCAGUCCAACUGGACUAACUGCUCCACCCCGCCCUCGGAAAGGACCAAAACCAGCACGUCCUCCAGCCCCAGGACAUGGAUUCCCAUUGAUUAAGCGCAAGGUGCAUGCAGAUCAAUAUAUUCCUGAGGAGAACAUCCAGGGAGAGUUGGAACAACUAGAACAGAGCCUGGAUGAACUAGAACAUCAUGGGGUUGCACUGGAGGAGAAACUUCGCAGCUGUGACAAUGAUGAAGAUGAAGAUGAUCUCCUGGUUGAUUGGUUCAAACUAAUCCAUGAGAAGCACAUGCUGGUUCGUCGUGAGUCAGAGCUAGUUUACACUUUCAAACAACAGAAUCUGGAGGAGCGGCAAGCUGAUGUGGAGUAUGAACUGCGCUGUCUGCUCAACAAACCAGAAAAAGAUUGGACAGAUGAGGAUCGAGCGCGAGAGGCAGAAUUGAUGCAGGAGUUGAUUACAGUCAUCGAGCAAAGAAAUGCUAUUAUCAACAGCCUGGAUGAAGACCGGCAGCGAGAGGAAGAAGAGGAUAAAUUGCUGGCAGCAAUGAUAAAAAACAAAGAUUUUCACAAGGAUUCCAAUAGUGAAAUAAAGAAGAAGUUAAAAUUCAAGCCCAGCAAGAUGUUGAAAUUUCUAGGCAACAAGCCAGAAGUAAGGUCAAAAACUGCCAAAGAGAAGAAUUUAUGAUUGGUGGAAAUGCUGAAAAGAAUGGGAAGCUGCGUGUGUAGCACAGCUGACUUUGACCAACAGGACUACCCCUUUUGGGACUGGUUCAACUUGACAGCAUCUGGUGAUUGUUCAUAGAAAGAAGAUGUGGUCUCACACUGACGUUAGACAGGCCCGUCAUUGUGCUGGCUGAGAUUAUUUACUAUGUAUCCUUAGUUUAUGUGCAAUAGAAGUCACUACAGUCCUGUAUAAUUUAUGUUUUAGUGCAUUUUACACAACGGCUGAGACACAUUCAUUAGUCUUUCUCAAGCUUCAGUCUGCAUUUUCCCACUCUCCAGUUUUUUGUGCUGUUUCAAAGGUACAGGCUCGGGACCAGCCUGUGCAUGACCCUGUUGUUGUUUUCUGUGGCCAAGUCAAACUGGCAUCACUUAUUGCUGUGGAGUUUUGUUUAGUGUGUGAUGUUCUGUUCAGUUCCUGCUAUGCAGUGCCCUUUCACUGCACAAAUAGUUGUCGCGAGACCUAACAACUCUCAACAGUUCUGAACUCACCAGGUUGUUACCUGCCUGUGUGUGCUGGUUAUCUUGUGGUACAGCAUGUACUAUUAAUCUAUCACUGCAAGAGUUUUAUAAAUCUUUCCCAGUUGCAACUGAAAUCUUUGCAAAGAAGCUAUCAAAAUCUCCCAAAACAGUACCUUACCAGUGACAACAUAUCAAUGUCUUGUGCACACAUACUGACACUUAGUACAGUGCGCUGUAUACUCUGGAGAUAAGGAGCACUGACAAUGCUGCGGAUGCAGUUGCUGGAUUCUGGUGUGGUGGCUGGAACCAUAAGAUUCUGUGUCAUGGCUGAGAUUGGUCUAAAUAAUUUCUUCACUGUAUUGCCCAAUGCCAGUGAUGGAUACUAUUUCUUAUUAUCUUAUUUACCCAUUGUUGAGAGUCUGAACAGAUCAAUAGAAUGAUUACUGCCCUCUGCUUAUCAGUAAUCAAGGUCAGAGGGUAUCCUUAGCCAAUAACUGACUCUGCGUGGCCAGAAUCCAACUUGAUCACUAUCUGUGGAGUUAUGAUGCCAGUUACUGCUGCAAUUACUGUGUCUCUCUUCUGCUAGAUAAAAGCAGUCUUUUUAAUGCAGAGAGCGCUUAAAGCAAUGAAUCAUGAUCAGACACUGGGCACUCUGCAUCCAAAUCAUGAGCGGUCACAGUGACAGAAUCAACAUGUUUGAGAAUGGAUAAGCAGGGCUGGAGCCCAAGGUGUUCAGAUGUUUCUCAAGACUCUCUCAUAUGUCACAUAGGUUUUGCUGUAGAUCCCAAAUGGUUGUUGUUGAGACAUAGUGCUGACACCAGUCCACUGCUCAUUAUGAGCAUGGCUUUAUUCCUGAAUUUUGCACCAUACGAGUAAAUAAGAAGCACUUUUCAGAAUGAAACAGAAGUGACAAUGUGUGUUCAUGAUCUUUAUAGAAUCUUUGCGCUAUGGACCUCCAACUCAUUAUUUAUCAUCAGGGGAAUAUCUGAACAGUAACAAAGCUGCAGAUUGAAAACUUCAAAACUGAAUACACUCAAUUCUGCUACAGUUGUCAUAUUCUCACAUCACUUCUGUUAGAGUUAAGUUUCAGAAGUGAGACACUGAUUGAUGCAAACAAUGCUUAGCAGUAGAGUUUGUUAUCUGUGGAAAGUAAGGAGUACGAACGUAAUCUGAGCAUGCGAAUUGAGCACAAUGCAAGCAGCUGUUUUGACAGAGUGCAGCUGCAGGCACUGGGUGGCUUUAUGGUUUAAUUUAUUAUCUGUAAUGAAGGUCAUGUCCAUGAUAAUAUUGUGCUUCAAGUCUCUCAACUUGCACUGUACUGUUGAUGUAAUUCUUCACCAGGUGCAAUCUGAAACCUUCAUUGGUUUUUAAUCUGCCAGUCACAGUGCCCAUCCUGCAAUAGAUCCACUCUAGCGAUGGGCAUUUACCCCGAGCUGGUGAAUGACUGUGCUUUCGACCUGAGCCUAACCCUCAGCACGCUGAUGGGCUGCUAACACUAACCUGACAGUAAAGGUCUUCGUAUCUGAUUGAUUAGGAUUUAAAUGGUCAGUUCUAUCUUGUGAAGGUUCAUUUACACUUGAACACAGAACCAACAAACAACUAAACAUUAUUUUGCAUUCUCAAACAAACUGAGUUUUAUCAGGGGCUUUCAGAUUUGUGUUUUGAAACUUUAUGCUUCCAGACAUUUGAAUGCAAAAUACAUACAUUGCUCUAAGCUGUGGCAUAUACACAGUUGCCCUAGUUAACAAUUUAUUUUUGUGAUUUUUAUGUUCUUAGUAUUAAUUAUAUUUCUAUCUAACACAUACAGGAACAGAUGCCAAAUAUAAGCCUUAAUUCAAUUUAAUGUCAAACCUUUUAUUGAUAGCUUUUUUAUACUAACUGUAGAAUGAGAAUUAGUGCCAUUUCUUUUGUUUUGGUAGUUAUAAAGUUGCUGUCUUCAAGUGAACUGAAUGGUUUUGCUAAUGCAGAUAUUUUCUUUAGCUGUUACUCUGCCUUACCUAUUUGUAUAUAAUAUUUAUUGAAACACCCAAACACUGUUCUAAAGCUAUAUUAUUCUAACAAAAUGGGUAAAAUUGAGACAAAUAAAAUGAAAUGUUGUCCAA
This is a messenger RNA of Stegostoma tigrinum, 5911 nucleotides long. RefSeq names its product MICAL-like 1a (gene micall1a). The record is from RefSeq and is a predicted model, not a curated record. Lineage: Eukaryota; Metazoa; Chordata; Chondrichthyes; Orectolobiformes; Stegostomatidae. The transcript has 16 exons. Bases 412 to 3312 code for a protein of 966 amino acids. Gene Ontology annotation, molecular function: protein binding.